Molecule: messenger RNA, 1272 nt
Organism: Dendroctonus ponderosae (mountain pine beetle)
Lineage: Eukaryota; Metazoa; Arthropoda; Insecta; Coleoptera; Curculionidae
Gene: wrm1
Exons: 3
Coding region: 149-649 (166 amino acids)
Source: RefSeq, a predicted model, not a curated record
AACAGAAGAUAAUUACGAUUUUGUUUACGUUUACAAACACAAAAGACAGUUAACGUUUUAAAGACCGGAUUUGUUGUGUGGGCCACGCCUAAAUAAGCAUUUUUGUUAUCAAUCAAUGAAUUAAUUUUCCAUGUGUAGUUGAACUGAAAUGUCUUCAGGAUACUUAUUUCCAAGCGCCAAAGAUCUCGCUAACCCGAAGCCCUUGAUUGGAUCAUAUGGGAACAUCGAGUUAAAAUCGUUUGAGCAGCAACAAUACCCAGUCAGUUACCAUCCAGUGAAUGAGUACGAUCAGCCAUCUAGCGAUCCAUACUACGAGGACAAAAUAGCCGAUAACGUUGGCGAUUUUUCACCCUUUUAUAUUGCCAUUACAUUCUGCACCAUUAUUGCAUUUGCUUUGUUUGUCCUAAACAUUGCACUUGGUUGUUGCUCCAGAUAUUCUGAGUAUUGGAACGACAGACAUACAGGAAAUCGGUGGAUAGUGUCUUUGUGGACCGCAACACCACAUAAACAACCCGCACUCGAUUAUUCCACUGAGCUUCAAGAAAUCUCGUCUCAAAAUCAAGUCGUUUACCAUCACCCCCGUGAAGAAGAGGCUCGCGAGGAAGCAGAAUUUCUAGAGCUUAGAACUAAGAGGGAAAGUGAAAUUUAAUCGAAAUUUACCAAAUUUCAUAAUGUUUCACGUGUACUGGCCCAUGACUGCUUUUGUGACUCUCAUUCUAGUGGUGGGAGCCAUUAUGGGAAUUCUAAAAUGGGGCGCAAAGUAUUGCAAACUGCGCCACACCACUUUACCAGAUAACGAGUAUUUACGCCAUAGGGCUUAUGAGCAAGAAAUCUAGCGUAAAACUCUUAAAUAGAUUAUUUCGCUAUAUUUCUUCAUUUAUAACUCCACCAGCACAAUUUUUCCACAACGGUUUUUCAAAUGGCCUUUAGUAUUAGUCAGGUAGUUUUAAGCAUUAAUAAUUAGUUCCGUCCAGUUACUCAAAUGUGUGAGAGAUAUUUGUCAUCGCCUUACUGUUUUCAUUUCGGAUGAAUAUUGAAUCGAAUAUUAGCUAGGAAUUUACAGAAUACAUCUAAAAAACUAAGUUAAUUGAAUAAGAUUAAAAAAUACUACAUAUCUUGAAAAUUUGUAAUUUUCAAAUUUCCUUCUAAGAAACUUUUAAAACAAUGACAAAACCCAAUAAUCGCCUCUGACAUGUUCUUAGUUUAAGGUCGUGCCGUCCAUUUUAUACAUUUGCUAUUAACAGUUUUUUAUAAUAAACAUCUUCACAUCAA